This is a messenger RNA of Saccostrea cuccullata (small rock oyster), 2675 nucleotides long. RefSeq lists its product as uncharacterized. The record is from RefSeq and is a predicted model, not a curated record. Gene Ontology annotation, molecular function: protein phosphatase binding; CD4 receptor binding; sialic acid binding. Gene Ontology annotation, cellular component: extracellular exosome; plasma membrane; early endosome. The coding region runs from base 11 to 1882 and encodes 623 amino acids. Lineage: Eukaryota; Metazoa; Mollusca; Bivalvia; Ostreida; Ostreidae. Gene Ontology annotation, biological process: B cell activation; negative regulation of B cell receptor signaling pathway; regulation of B cell proliferation. The transcript has 10 exons.
ACCAACAAAUAUGAACAUUUAUUCAACUGACCUUGAAGAUUUGUGGGAAGGAACAGGAGACGUCACCGUCACAUGUAGAGCAGACUGUAAUCCACGAUGUGAUAGAUAUCAAAUUUACCACGAUGGACGAGUCCUCUCCUACACAAACGUUACAUCAAUCACAAAAGAUCGAAAAAGCUCAGGAAAAUACAGUUGUGGGGCAUAUGAUAUUAAGUCGAGGAGAUACGUCAGGUCUGCUGAAGUAGAUAUUGAUAUCAAAUAUGGACCCAGCAAUGUUAAACUGAAUUCCUCAAGUGACCUAACAGAUUUGUGGGAAGGAACAGGAGACGUCACCGUCACAUGUAGAGCAGACUGUAAUCCACGAUGUGAUAGAUAUCGAAUUUAUCAUGAUGAACGAGUCCUCUCCUACACAAACGUUACAUCAAUCACAAAAGAUCGAAAAAGCUCAGGAAAAUACAGUUGUGGGGCAUAUGAUAUUAAGUCGAGGAGAUACGUCAGGUCUGCUGAAGUAGAUAUUGAUAUCAAAUAUGGACCCAGCAAUGUUAAACUGAAUUCCUCAAGUGACCUAACAGAUUUGUGGGAAGGAAGAGGAUACGUCACCGUCACAUGUAGAGCAGACUGUAAUCCACGAUGUGAUAGAUAUCAAAUUUACCACGAUGGACGAGUCCUCUCCUACACAAACGUUACAUCAAUCACAAAAGAUCGAAAAAGCUCAGGAAAAUACAGUUGUGGGGCAUAUGAUAUUAAGUCGAGGAGAUACGUCAGGUCUGCUGAAGUAGAUAUUGAUAUCAAAUAUGGACCCAGCAAUGCUGUAAUGUAUUCCUCAAGUGACCUUGAUGAUUUGUGGGAAGGAAGAGAAUACGUCAACCUCACAUGUAGAGCAGACUGUAAUCCACGAUGUGAUAGAUAUCAAAUUACUGGCCCAUAUCUCUCCCACACAAACGAAAUAUCCAUUAAAAAAGAUCGAAAAAAUUCCGGAAAAUACAAAUGUUGGGCAUACGAUGUAAAGUUGACGAGAUAUGUCAGAUCUGCUGAAGUAGAUAUUGAUAUAAAAUCCAAAGAAUCUCGAGCCCGGACUCAUGACACUGACGUUGGAAUAGACCUCUCUAGCAACAACUCUGAAACAACUUCCACUGAAAAAGAAUAUAGACCCAGAAAUGUAAGCAUUUAUUCCUUAAGUGACCUUGAUGAUUUGUGGGAAGGAAGAGGAUACGUCACCCUCACAUGUAGAGCAGACUGUAAUCCACGAUGUGAUAAAUAUCAAAUUUACCAUGAGGGACAAGUCAUCUCCAACGCGGGUGUGACAUCCAUGGAACAAGAUCGAAAACACUCAGGAAUAUAUAGCUGUGGGGCAUAUGAUGUGAAGUCGGGGGAAUAUGUUAGAUCAGCUAAAGUAGAUAUUGAUAUCAAAUUAUUGCAGAUUGUACCAGACUUCCUGAAGCCCAGUGAGGUUUUCAAUGCCGUCCUUGAAGCUCUUCCAACAAGGCCAUUUGUAGAGACGUUCAUAGUUGACGUUGAGUUUGGGAUGAAGUUCCAUUGGUGCCAGGCCAUGGAGACAUAUCCAUCUAACUUCAUGAAGAGGGAAGCUACCCACCGCUACCUGAAGCAGCUCAUGGCCUUACCCUUCCUACCUAACAUCCCUGUCACAUUUCAGACACUGAAGGAAAGGGACAACACCGCGCCCCUCCAGUCUCUCACCGUUAACAAAGAUGGCAUGGUUUACGUAGAAAUCGAUUUUAACGACAUGCCGUCAACCGGGAAAUCCAUCAUUCAGGGAGCGGAAAACAGGACGCAGUAUGUCGACAUAGACUUAAUAAAAAAUCUCGACUCAAAGAGUGACGACGAAAAAAAUCAAACCUCCAAACAAAAUGGAAAAGAAUAACACGUGAAAUAAAAUUGCACUGGACGUAUUAAAAAAUUUAGAAAUUUAAUUCAAUUUUGUUCUUAUCUAAUAACAGGAAAUGGUGCAUACGUCUCUCUCUCUCUAUAAUUGAAAAGCUUGAUUAUUAUUUAUUAAAUAAUAUCCAUCCUCUGAAUUUUUUAAAGGCUUGCGUUUGCUCUCCUCACAUUUUGUAAUGAUUCAUAAAAGCUGUUUAUUAUCCUUCAUAUUUCAUUAUGAUACAUAAAGCCUUAUUGUCUGGUGAAAAAUUGGAGUUGAAUAAUUCGUAUUUUCGACAGAGUUGCAAACAAAGAAAGAAGCCCCCCCCCCCCAAAAAAAAAAAUGGGAGGUACAGAGUUGUACCUCCUUACUAUUGCUACUAUUGUUAUCUUACAUUUAUUGAGUAGUGAUCGAAAGACAUCAGGCACCAUAUACCGGUAAUGGACUUCAAAUUAAGAUCUCUAUUCGGCACAAAGGGCCAUUGAGCAGUGAGGGAUCUUUUUGAGGUAUCGUCCGAUGGUUUAUAAGGGAUUUACCGCCAACAGUCUAUACAUCUUGCAUUUAUACUUAUUCUGUCUUCUUAUUCUUUGGCAUUACUGUAAUGUCAAAUUAUUGUUUUCUAUUUUGUUCUUCUAAUAUUGCACUUUUCUACUUAGAACUUUUUUCAUUCUUUAUUUUGUCCUUAUAAACACAUGCAACCAAGAUGUAGAAGUAUUUAAUGUAAAGUGAAUUACAGUCAUUUUUUAUUUAUAUAUUAACUAUUUAUUUGUUUGAUGAUAAAAUUUCAGUUUAGAUA